Molecule: messenger RNA, 675 nt
Organism: Ilex paraguariensis (yerba mate)
Lineage: Eukaryota; Viridiplantae; Streptophyta; Magnoliopsida; Aquifoliales; Aquifoliaceae
Source: the annotation of a GenBank genome assembly
AUGCUUGGGAGUUUGAUAGGUUGGCCAUUGAAGCUCACAGAGUUUCGUGAAUUUGGGGACGACCUUCAAAUAUGGGGGAUUUGCCUGAGAUAUCCAUCGCUAACUCCAGGAAGUUUUAUGUUGAAAUCGCGUGCUCCGGUGAUGGUUAUCGCCACUUCUAAUUCCCCGGAGAGAUGGGCACACCAUUUCUUCUUCAUUUUUAUGGAUGCCUGGGAAGUUGGAGAGGCUGCUAUUGACGUUUUUCACAGUAGCCCGGGGCUAACAGCUGAUGAGGCCACGAGAGUCUAUACCCUGGGCUAUUUUGAAGUGAUGCCUUUUGGAGGGCUAGUUAUGGCUCACAACCUCACUCGAUUUGGGCUGAGCUCCGCCCCUCAUCUUNUUGGAGGGCUAGUUAUGGCUCACAACCUCACUCGAUUUGGGCUGAGCUCCGCCCCUCCUACUAUACUGGCUAUUGUUCCUGUCUCUAUUCCUCCUAAUCUAGCUAUUAACCUUCCUUUUGAGGAUGAGGAGGAAGAUACUACUACCUCGUUGAGUAAGAGACCUCAUGUUGCCUCCCCUGCUAAGAGGAGGUUUUCUGCUGUCGAGCUUGAGAUGUCAUUUCAGCAGAUCAUGCUAAGGAUUCGGCUCUUUGAAGUUGAGGCAGAGAAAGACAGGUUGACCAGGGAGAAUGCCUGA